AGGAAAGACCUAACGUGGAAAACGUGAGGUUUGGAUAGGUUAGUUGAAACUUGAAAGAAAUCGAAUUACCGAUGGACACCUGGGCAGACAAAGCCUAAUAAACUCGGUAAUAAAUAGUGUAGUUAGAGCAUGAUUAAUGCUCGGGUAGGGCCUAAUAUGGGGAACCAAAAUAAAUUCUUAUAAAAAGACCAAAUCUUUCAAAUGAAAUGAAGUGUUUUGUCGGUAAGCUGUGAAAUGAGUUAGCUACUAUUUCACAUCUCUAUUUUUUUUUAAUAAAAGGGCUAGUAUCUGACAUUUAAUUACAUUAUAUUGUGAAAGUAUAUUCAACGACUUUGUAUUCACUAUUCCGAACAACAAAAAAUCUAGUAAAAUCCAUGAAUCAAUUUCCACUUUGGACUUCUUACAAAAAUGUAGUUCUAUAAAGAGGGGACAAAAUAACAUAUCAUUUGUGAAUAAGCUCAAGGUUUUAUCCAGCUUUGACAUACAACAUUUCUUUUUUUCUCCCAAGAGUGAGUAAAUUCGAAAGUAAUAAUUCGUCCCUCCUAAACUUGAUAAUCUCAUAGCUUCCUCAAUUGCUUCACUGAACUUGUUCUAAAAGUUCAGGUUUUGGAAUAUGGACGUUAACCAGCCGAGAGAGAUGUAUCCAGGGAUGUGGCGGUAUCCUAUGAAUCCCGACUUUUGUUGUAUCUACAGAGUCCCGAACCGUCUACGUGAAGUAAACCCAGAACCCUACACGCCUCAACUUGUCCUCAUUGGACCUCUUCACCAUUCAGUAAAAUCUCAAGCUCUCAAGGCUCUUUAUCUUGGAGAUGAUAUCACAUACACAAAGUCAAUGGCCUACUUAGACAUGGAAGAGCAUAAGAAGACUUACCUAGCAGAAUUCGCAGCAAGGAUUGAAGGGGAAACCACCAUCGAUGAAUUAAGAAGAAUGAUCAAAGAAGAGGAAGAGACAAUCAGGGCAAGCUAUCAAGAAUCAACAGCAUGGAUUCAAUCCCCAGAAUUCGUGGAGAUGGUCCUCCACGACUCUGUUUUCAUUAUAGAGUUCAUACUGAGGUUUAGCGGAGUAGUAGAUAAGAAUGGAGAUCCUCUCCUGGCCGGUCUAUCUCUUGGAAUCACAGUCUAUUAUGAUCUCAUCUUGCUCGAGAACCAGCUUCCUUUUUUUAUCCUUGAGAAACUCUUCAAUCCAAUUGUCACAAGAAUCUGGCCGCACCUAAUUACAUUCCGGGACCUAAUCAUCAUCUUCUUCGGAUUCCAAGGUAAAAUCCGAAGGAGUUCCAAAUUUAAACAUUUCACUGAUUUGAUCAGGUGUGUUCGCGUGGAGACACUUCCUAACCUUGAUGUUUGGAAAUCGAAAUCCAAACCCAUAGAGCAUAUGUAUAAUGCGGAUAAGCUAGAUAGUGGGGGAGUAAAAUUUAAGGCAGUAGGAGAUGAGUUAUCGUUAUGUGUGAGCUUCAAGAAUGGUUGUUUGAAGAUUCCUUGUCUGACGGUUGAUGACAGCCUUGAGAUGAAACUAAGAAACAUAAUGGCUCUUGAGCAGUGCCAUUACCCUAACAACGCCCACGUAUGUAGCUACGCCUUAUUCCUAGAUUAUCUAAUUGACACUGAUAAAGACGUUGACUUGCUUCUCGAGAAAGGUAACUCAUUUAUCCUUAUUUAUAUCAGUAUAAAUAUAAAAUGUCCCGCUAAAGUUGCGCAGAUGGUGAACAAGCUCGUGACAGGCAUCGUAGAUCCUGGUUCUUACUAUUAUGAUAUAGCGGGUAAAGUGAACGAGUACUAUAGAAACCCGAUGAAUAGGUCAAAGGCCAUCCUCAAGCGUGUGUAUUUUGGUAACCCGUGGACAGAGACAGCCACCAUCGCAGCCACGUUUCUAUUAGUGAUGACACUUAUCCAGACUUGGGCAUCAAUCGUUCAGGUUAAGGAGAGCGAACCUUAGAGAUGUCGUUGCAUCUCUAUCUCUAUCUCUAGAUCGUUUCCACUUUCCAACUUUGUCGUGGGUACUACGUUAUUUCUAAAUAAUCUUGCAGAUUAAUAUUAUUCUUCUUCUGUAUUUUCUACCUCUCUUUUAUGAUAGUUAAUCUGUAUCCUGAAGCUAUUAUGACAUUGGUAUAAGAGUCGUUAUGAUAAUGUUUUAGAUGAUA
Molecule: messenger RNA, 2138 nt
Organism: Brassica napus (rape)
Lineage: Eukaryota; Viridiplantae; Streptophyta; Magnoliopsida; Brassicales; Brassicaceae
Product: UPF0481 protein At3g47200
Exons: 2
Coding region: 614-1933 (439 amino acids)
Source: RefSeq, a predicted model, not a curated record